GAAAAGGGGAGAGACGGGAGGUGGAAGAUGGACGAACCAGGGCUUGUCAUCUUGUACUGCAGGGCCCAGUGACAUAGACGCGCUCCCGGGCAACGAGUGUAGGUGGAAUCGCCCGAUAUAGGCCCGAAAAUCAUGGAGAUGAACGAGCAGAAUGGAAAAUUGUCUGCUGAAGUAGAACCCUUUGUCCCUCAAAAGAAGGGGGCAGAAGCACUUGCAAUACCCAUGGCCCUUCCUAGUGAUGGUGGGAGUGUAGGUGGACUGGAACCCACGCCCAUUCCGAGUUACCUUAUAACUUGCUAUCCAUUUGUUCAAGAAAAUCAGUCUAAUAGACAGUUUCCUUCAUAUAAUAAUGAUAUUCGGUGGCAGCAGUCAAACUCAAGCCCAGCUGGGCCCUACCUUGCUUAUCCUAUUUUAUCUACACAACCUCCUGUGUCUCAAGAUUACAUGUACUAUCAGUUAAUGCCGGCACCAUGUGCUCAAGUUAUGGGAUUCUACCACCCAUUUCCAACUCCCUACACCACUCCUCUGCAAGCAACAAAUGCAGUAUCCGUAGACUGCAGUGAGCGAGCCAGCCAGCAGAGCCAGAUAAAUGCCCUGACCAGUCAAAGAAACAGGAAUACCAGAGCCCCACUUAUUCACAAACCACAACCGGCAUUACCACAACCCAGGUGCAAGAGACCUCCCAUGAAGAGUGUGGCCAUUCAAAAAGAAACCUGUGCUUCAAGCCCUGAAACAAGAUCCAAAAUAGUUCUCUUAGUGGAUGCCUGUCAACAAACAGAUUUCCCAAAUGAAAUAGCAAACAAGACUAUCUGUGAAAGUGUCGGUGCAACACCCUGGAAGUCAAAGGUUAGACGCAGGCGGUUAUCCCACCCUGCUGCAGAGUCAUCAAGUGAACAGGGAGCCAGUGAAGCUGAUAUCGACAGUGAUAGCGGCUAUUGUAGUCCAAAGCAUUGCCAAGCUGCGGCAAUGUGUACGAGGCAUGCUGAUUGUGGUGCAGUCAGUAUUUCAGAUCCAGCAGUACCUGCAGCUGGUGGUAGCUGGGCCAGUGUAGCUUCUCAGGCAACCCAGAAAAGACCUUGGAAUGAAAAAGGACAGACAUUUUCUAGAGGAGGAAGACAGACUGAAAUACGAAACAAUGCACAGCUUGGAUAUCGCUUAAGGGGGCAGAGUACAUCUUCAGAGAGAAGGCAUAAUUUGCAAAGGAAACAGGACAACAAGACAGGAACUCCAGCUUCAUCUAACAAAUCUGGACAAAGCCCAGAUCAUCUUUAUUUUGAGGACGAGGAUGAAUUUCCAGAGCUUAACAGCAGUAAUGGUGCUAGAAAUGACAACGCACAGACAAAGAUACCAACUAAAGUGUUGAAUGGUUUGCCUGAAAACUCCCCAAUUAAUAUUGUUCAGACACCAAUCCCAAUCACCACUUCUGUACCAAAGAGAGCCAAAAGUCAGAAGAAAAAGGCUCUUGCAGCUGCGCUGGCUACUGCACAGGAAUAUUCAGAAAUUAGUAUGGAACAGAAAAAGCUCCAGGAAGCCUUGUCCAAGGCAUCAGGAAAGAAGAGCAAGACUCCUGUGCAGCUGGACCUGGGAGAUAUGCUAGCAGAACUGGAGAGACAGCAACAAGCAAUGAAAGCUCGUCAAAUCACCAAUACCAGGCCUUUAUCUUAUACAGUUGGUAGUGCUGUCCCAUUUCACAUCAAGGAACAUACAAACAGAAAUGUGUUCACUAAGGCCCAGGCUGUGAUGGGUUCACCCAACCCUCUGGAUUCCACUGCUCCUCGAGUCAAAAGGGGAAAAGAAAAGGAGGUCCCAAAAUUAAAACGGCCCACAGCACUUAAAAAGAUCAUUCUUAAAGAAAGAGAAGAAAAGAAAGGCCGAUUACCUGUGGAUCCAAGUGUCUUGGGAUCAGAGGAACAAAAAGAUGCUCUAAGUUUUGCAGAUGAUCAGUCAGAGGAGCUAGCAUCACAAGAAGAAGCAGGCCUGAGUGCUCCAAGUGAUACCUCCCUAUCUCCAGCAAGUCAAAACUCCCCCUACUGUAUGACUCCGGUAUCUCAAGGCUCACCAGCCAGUUCAGGCAUAGGCAGCCCAAUGGCAACUUCAACCUUAACCAAAAUUCACAGCAAAAGAUUCAGAGAGUAUUGCAAUCAAGUUUUGAGUAAAGAAAUAGAUGAAUGCGUGACAGUGUUAUUGCAAGAACUUGUCAGCUUUCAAGAGCGUGUUUACCAAAAAGAUCCUGUGAAAGCAAAGUCAAAGAGGCGACUUGUUAUGGGUUUACGAGAGGUUACCAAACACAUGAAGUUAAAUAAGAUAAAAUGUGUGAUUAUUUCACCAAACUGUGAGAAAAUUCAGUCUAAAGGUGGACUGGACGAAGCACUGUAUAAUGUUAUCGCUAUGGCCAGGGAACAAGAAAUUCCUUUUGUUUUUGCUCUUGGUAGAAAAGCAUUAGGGCGCUGUGUAAACAAAUUGGUUCCUGUUAGUGUUGUUGGAAUCUUCAGUUAUUCUGGUGCAGAGAGCUUGUUUCAUAAUUUAGUGUCGCUGACGGAGGAAGCCAGGAAAGCAUACAAGGAUAUGGUUUCUUCAAUGGAACAAGAACAAGCAGAAGAAGCUUUGAAGAACAUUAAAAAGGUUCCUCACAUGGGUCAUUCUCGUAAUCCAUCUGCAGCAAGUGCAAUUUCCUUCUGCAGUGUGAUCUCUGAGCCCAUUUCAGAGGUGAACGAGAAGGAUUAUGAAACAAACUGGCGAAAUAUGGUAGAAACAUCCGAUGGGCUUGAAACGUCCGAAAAUGAAGAAUGUUCAGUCACAACUACAGGGUCAGAACAAGCAGCCAGCGCACCAUUGGUGCGAAACAACACACAAAAGCAAGAACCGAAAACUGCAAGCAGUACUACCUCAUCAGCUACCCUUGAGAAACCAACUCCUGCUGACAAGGAAGAGGUAAAACAAGAUGACAAUCUUGAAUGGGCCUCGCAGCAGAGCACUGAAACUGGAUCAUGGGAUGGGAGUGGCAGAGAUGUUCUCAAUUCAUCCAUGACUAGCACAGCAAGUACAUUGGUACCAGAAAUGCUUGAGGAAGAUGAUGAUGAAGAAGAGGAUGAUGAUGAGUAUCCCCAAGAACCUAUUUCAGUGAGCAGAAUAGAAUCUUGGGUCUCGGAAACCCAGAGAACUAUGGAAUCCCUCCAGCUUGUAAACUCUAACAGCCCUGAGGAGGAUAAUAUUGAACACAGUGAAGAGGAUGAGGUAGGGCAAUGUGAACAGUCAGAAGCUGCUGACUGCAAAGAAAGGACAGCAGAAAUGCAUGUCAGAAAUGGAUCACACACUCAGACUGGUCGAAAGUCUUCACUAAAAGAAAAAGUUAACUCCACUUUUAUGUAGAGCAAAAAAAAAAAAAAAAAACUCAGGAACUUCUCCACUUGCAAAAAAAGCAAGCUGUUCUAGUGGGAAAGUUGCAGCCAUUCCCAUAUAAGUUUCAUCUCAAUGUUUUGCACAGUUUAAUAUAUAUGUAAUUCCAAGCAAACUACAUCCGUUUUUCUAUUAAAUACUUGUUGACUCAUUUAUAUACAAGCACUAAGGAUUGUUUCAAAUAACACCUGCUAUUUAGCAAAACUGAGAGAACCUUUUUUUAACCUUCCAUUGAGCCUUCAGUUUACUGUAGUUACUGUAGGUAAUUGGUUUAUUGGUAAAUUGUGAUUCUAUCUCUCUCCUGCUUUGUUGUAUUCAUUUGACAAAUAGACUUUUUCCAAUUCCCAGUCUUAAAACAGACAAUAUGUUUACAUUGAAACUUGAUUCUGCAUUCUAAAGAGUUUUUUUGUGAAGUAUGAUUUAUGGUAGAUUUUACAUAUUUCUAAGUAUUUAUUUAAAAAAAAAAUCUGUUCAUAAAUCUGAAAUCAAAAGCAUAGGCAAUAAUGGGAUUUAUUGUCCAUUUGUAUAUUCUUUACAAUGCACAGUGUGUAUGCUUGCUUAGAUAGAGUAGUAAAAGCCUCUGUUUCUGUGUGAGGAGUGAUUAAUUUUUAUGGGCCUCACAUAUGGCGUCAUCAUUUUUAUAGAAUCCAGUCUGGGAACAUGUCGUUAUAGUAAUGGUUCCAAUGCAACAACUCUGGUUUCAAAUAUAAAUUAAGCUUUGCUGGAGUUGAGCUUAUGACUUCCAAGUAUUAAUUAUAGUAGAGAGACAAUAUUUUAUGGAUGCUAACAUUUCAGAAUUUCAUUUCAUGUUUUAAUUCAUCUAUUUUUAGUAAAUGUUAAACACAGAUAUAUGGAAAGUGUUAAAAAACUUGGGCGCUUUUUGAUAAUCUUUCUUAACUCACUUUACUUGUGUAUAGGAUCAACACAACUCAUUGACGUUGAUGUCUGAUUAUUUGCCGGCCACAUGAUAACUUUGUCUUUGUUCUCUACAGCAGGUAUGCUAAGGUUUGGGGAGAAUCUAUUUAAAUGACGUGUAAAUAUUAUAAAGCAUUUAGUCCAGCAAGGCUUUUGGAUACUGAAUGAUUAACCACAUGUAAUACUCAGUCUGAAAGGAUGUCAAAUAGAAGCCUUUUAGUGUAAAACAACUUAAAUAUAGGAUAGUGUUAGAAUAUGACUGUUCCCUAGCUUAUUCUAGGUACAGAUUCAUUUGCUUUCAGGUGCAUGGGAGUAUAUUAACUGACAUACAGCUCUGAAUGCUACUGGUCUUCAAAGCGUAUAAACCUAACCAUUGUAUUCAUCAAAGAGAAUCACAUUAAGUAAUGCACUCUGAAGGUUGGCUUUGUGCUACACUUUGUGUGUGUUGUACUCCCACUCUUUGUAAGAUGUGUUGCCUCACACAGUAUAUGUUAAACAGUACAGAAAUAUAUAACUAGCAUUGUCUAUAUGCAAUGAUUUGCAUUUUGUAUAUAUAUCUACUGAUCCACCAUAAUCGGGAAUGUAAAAGAGCUAUUUCUAAAUAGCUUCAGCAUUGAUUUUGGAUGAAUUUGUAAAUAUUGUUUGAAAUUGUAGCAGUAUGUAAUUAAAAGGACUAUUAAAGGUACAUAUCCAUGGCAGUUUUGGUACCAUUU
Xenopus tropicalis (tropical clawed frog) is the source of this 5024-nucleotide messenger RNA. RefSeq names its product SECIS binding protein 2-like (gene secisbp2l). Gene Ontology annotation, biological process: selenocysteine incorporation. The record is from RefSeq and is marked provisional. Lineage: Eukaryota; Metazoa; Chordata; Amphibia; Anura; Pipidae. Gene Ontology annotation, molecular function: selenocysteine insertion sequence binding.